AUGAUCUCCCAUCGCAACGCCAUUGCGAACAUAAUGCAGAUUGUGACCUAUGAAAGCACAUAUCAGUCUGACGAGCCAGAGCUUUGCCUUGGCGUUCUCCCUCAAAGUCACAUAUACUCCCUUGUAGUUGUAUCGCAAGCAAGUAUUUGGCGCGGGGACGGUGUCGUUGUUCUCCAGGGAUUCGAACUAGAGCAAACGCUACUUGCCAUCCAGACCAAUGGAAUCAAGAGAUUGUGGCUGGUGCCUCCCAUGUUGGUGGCAAUCACGAAAGCUCCCCGCAUAGUGGAAUCUUACGACCUCAGCAGUGUCAGCGUCGCGGCUGUUGGCGCGUCCGGGAUAUCGAAGGAUGUCAUGGCUACAUUUGGCGAGCUACUUCCAGCAUGCAAAAUUAUCCAAGGCUACGGCAUGACCGAAACAACUGGCGUGGUGUGCUUUGGAAACGUCGAAGAUUCCAUGGACGGAUCAUGCGGCCAUUUGUACCCGGGAUACGAGGCCAGGUUGAUUGACGGCGAAGGCAAAGAUGUGGAGUCUCACAACACCCCGGGUGAACUGGUCCUCCGUUCUCCUUCUGUGGUAAUUGGCUACUACAAUGACGAGUCGGCCACUUCGGAAGCCAUGAUGGACGGAGGGUGGUUGCGAACCGGUGACCUGGUGGAGAUUCGCCAAAGUGAGAAGGGACAUGAACAUGUGUUCGUCGUUGAUCGUGUGAAGGAAUUGAUCAAAGUCAGGGGCCUACAAGUUGCACCAGCCGAGCUGGAAUCCCACCUCAUACUUCAUCCAGCGGUGGCUGAAGUAGCUGUUAUUCCGGUGCCCGAUGACCGAGCUGGUGAGCUUCCGAAGGCGUAUAUAGUACGAGCCAGCGGUGCGGAACUCGACGAGCAAGUGCUGCGCAAAGAGCUGAGCCAGUACGUCGAAGGGCAAUUUGCGCGGCACAAGCACUUAGACGGAGGUAUCGAGUUCUUGGAUAGCCUGCCAAAAACUGCAAGCGGAAAAAUGCAGAGAAAGACCCUGAAAGAGAAAGCUAGGACUGACGCGGAGGCUCGCCGGCAGGCCCGAGAGAAGGCCGCGAAUGGCGUGCAUAAAGUCCAUGUCAACGGUGUGAAGCGACCGGAGAAGAUGGAGGUAUUUGAUCUCAGUUCUGAUGACGAAGAUGAUGACUGA
Messenger RNA from Purpureocillium lilacinum, 1161 nucleotides. RefSeq names its product putative NRPS-like protein biosynthetic cluster. The record is from RefSeq and is a predicted model, not a curated record. Lineage: Eukaryota; Fungi; Ascomycota; Sordariomycetes; Hypocreales; Ophiocordycipitaceae. Gene Ontology annotation, molecular function: CoA-ligase activity.